GGUUCCUUGCGACUCUACCAGCUCUCCAGCUUCUUUUCGCUACCAAGUCUUUCCCUCCUCUUCGACGGAUUCACCUCCUGCACAACGAUGGCCACUCCUCGCUCCGCUCCCCGCAAGGCCGGUGCCCACAAGUCGCACCACAAGCCGAAGCGCACGUGGAACGUGUACGUCAGCCGCUCCCUCAAGGCGAUCAACAGCCAGAUGUCCAUGUCGGGCCGCACGAUGAAGAUCGUGAACUCGUACGUGAACGACGUGCUGGAGCGCAUCGCGACGGAAGCCGCGUCGAUUGUGCGCGCGAACAAGAAGCGCACCCUUGGCGCUCGCGAGGUGCAGACGGCCGUGCGCAUUGUGCUGCCGGCUGAGCUGGCGAAGCACGCCAUGGCCGAGGGCACGAAGGCCGUGUCGAACUCGUCGCGUUAAAGCGGCUGCGUGAGCGACACGACUCACCCUUACGUACUCCCCGUUUUUCAUAGAUGCAACCUUUGUUUUUUUCCGAAAUCUACUUUCCCCCCUCCCCUCCUCAUUUUGAAGCGUAACAGCUUGCUGGACCUGAAC
Leptomonas pyrrhocoris is the source of this 555-nucleotide messenger RNA. RefSeq names its product Histone H2B. Lineage: Eukaryota; Euglenozoa; Kinetoplastea; Trypanosomatida; Trypanosomatidae. Gene Ontology annotation, molecular function: protein heterodimerization activity; structural constituent of chromatin; DNA binding. The coding region runs from base 88 to 420 and encodes 110 amino acids. The record is from RefSeq and is a predicted model, not a curated record. The transcript has a single exon. Gene Ontology annotation, cellular component: nucleosome. Gene Ontology annotation, biological process: nucleosome assembly.